AUGUCAAACCUGGCUUCGACCUAUGAGGAUCUCGACCGACCUGAGGAGGCAGAACUCCUGAGGGUAGAGGUUCUAGAAAAGAGAAAGUCAACCUUCGGUGAGGAACAUGAAGACACGAUCGACGCUAUAGCUCGUCUAGGGACCCUCUACCUCGACUUGGGCAAAUUAGAAGGCGCGAAAGAGCUGAUACAACGUGCCUGGAUGCUCGCAAAAGAGACUGAAAAGCUCGAGGUGGAACCAUCCAGAGACAGCGUUCGGAUACUAGGUCUGCAUCAUCCUCUCACAUUGAAAUGCAGAUACUCUAUGGCUGUGGUCCUGAAACGCCAUGGCCGAGAGGCGGAAGCAAUCCAGCUGUUAGUCGAGACGACAAACGAAGCGGAACAAGUCAUAGGGUCUUUCAACGAGGAUAUUUCGAUAUUCAUCGGGACAUUGUCGGAAUGGUGCGGUGCAGACAAAGCUAUCAGAAUGCUCCUAAACGCUCAAGAGGUAGGGAAAACAUCCCUUCUCUCCGAGGACUGGGAGGUUAUCUCGAACCUAUUUGAAUAG
Molecule: messenger RNA, 546 nt
Organism: Aspergillus alliaceus
Lineage: Eukaryota; Fungi; Ascomycota; Eurotiomycetes; Eurotiales; Aspergillaceae
Exons: 2
Coding region: 1-546 (181 amino acids)
Molecular function (GO): protein binding
Source: RefSeq, a predicted model, not a curated record